AAGAAAAAGAUGUGAAUCUCUACAUUAAUUAUUCUGAUUUUUAGACAAAUGAAACCUACGAUGGAAACAUCAGACACUAUUAUAGAUCCUCAUUCUGAAGUUGAAAAGCUUCAAGAGUUAGUAAAAACACUACAACGUCAAAAUGAAGCUCUCCGCAGUAAGCAAAAAAAUGCUGGCGGGGAUCACCAGCAGAACGGGCAAAUGGACAAAGUUGUCUCGAACCACAAUAACAACAUCUCCGCAAAACCUAAGAUAAGGCAAGACAGUGGACAAGAAAAAGCUUUAGUGGAAACUGCUGAUGAUAUUAAUAUAAUAAACCUGGAUGAUAUGUCUCUAAAAGAUGAAGAAGAUAGUUGGUUGUAUUCUUCACCAAAAGCUCCCACCCCCCAGCAGACUCGUGUGAGCCCAUACAAGUGGGUACGGCAGGAGUUUGACAAUCCUAGUCUGAAGUUCCAGUCAUCUAAGCGAUCGUUAAUAAACAAAUUAGAAGAAGUAGCUAGAAUAAAUAGAAGCUCAAGUACUCCAUCUCUAGGUAGUUGUGCAUCGGAAAGUCGAUCUCUGUCUUCGUUGAACCGUUCUGUGGGUAAUUCACAGAAUGGACACCAUAGACCAGCACCCAGACAAUUCUUGAUGGCCUCUAACCAAGGUGGCAGAAUUGAUACUGGUACCUUCACUCGACCCAAGAGAACCAAAGAAAGGCAAAAACAAAACAGUUUUGAAAAGGAAAAUGAGCCAAAGGAGGAGGCUAUUUACAAAUCUCCAGAUGUUUAUGAGAUUGAAAAUCUUGCCAAACUGCAAGAAGAGAGUCUCCGACAAAGUAUAUCACCAUAUACAUCUCCUAGAAAAGGAUUACGAAGUCGUCAGCUUUCUGACCCAGACAAUAUAGGUUCACCAAGUGGGUCAAAUCGGUCAAGUCCUGGACGUUUUGAUGGUGAUGCUGGAUUUAUGCACUAUCAGCAGCACAGAAACAGUAUAGGGUCUGAUGCCAGUAGUCCUCCUGAAAGUCCCCAUGCAAGUCAGUACCUUAGUCCUGGCCUACCGAUGUUUACUCCAGAAUCUCAGUCACGCAGAAGCAUGCAGGCUUCUAACAUACUGCAGUAUUCCCAGUCAACUCUUCAUUCCAGCGACUCGAGUCUUGACCACCAGUCUAACUGUAGUGAUGAGAUGAACCUGGCUCCGGAGGGGCGUAACAUGAACCGGCUGCACCAGCCCAUGAUACGUGCGCAGUCGCCGGGCUACAGCGGGCUGAAACCGCCAUCAGCUGGUCUGCGCGGAGCCUCUCCCUCAAGAAGCAGUCUUCCUACCCCAAACAGGCGAACAAUACCGCGACCGUCUGCAGGUCGAUCCUCGCUGCCUACUCCUAAGAGAUCAAAUAUGUCUUCUCCGCGACCACCCUCCUCUCAGGGUUCUGAAGAAAGCUGGCGCGAAGGAUGCUUCUAGAUCAAUAUUUAUUCUAUUUAUUUGUGGUUUAUCUCACAACACUGAUCCUUUGUACAGAAUAGCAUUUAAGCAAUAUUAUUAUUAAACCAUGUUAUGCCUGUAAUGCAGAGAAUGCACAUAUGUGAUAUAAAAACAUCUUAUAAAUAUCUAUUUAGCUUAUAUGCAAAGAGAUAACUUAUCAUAUUUUAUUUUAUUUAAAAAUAUGUAGUCAAUUUUUUAAAAUGUCUUAUUCAAACAAAUGAAAGGCUCUUUAAACAUAAUGUAUACUUACUCUGGUUGUUUAGUAAAAUAAAUCAAAUAAUUAAUCAGGCAAAACAAAUAUGAUUGUUCAGUUAGCUUUUUGGCAAAUUAACCCAUUAUAUUUCUAUGUUUGGACUUUACAGUGUGUUUUUGAUAGGGUGCUUAUGUUUGUGUCAAUGUUUUGAGAUAACCACAUUAAUGACUACUGUAUAUUUUAACAUACUGACAUGGGAAAGAAAAGCUAUUUGCAAUUAUUCUUAAGCUUUUUUUUUUUUUGCCAAAGUACUUGAUUGUGCUUGUGUACAGUAAAUUAUGGAGGCUUGAAUUGUCUUUAACGCUACAUUGUGAUGCACAUUUGUUUUUCAUUCAUGUAGUUAAGUGCGGUGAGCGGACAUAAAAUGUUGGUUUUAGGGAAUUCUUUUCAUCUCACCUAACAUGAAACCAGGAAGUCAUGAAAAAAGAAAUACAAAUUUCACUUUUCUGUCACUGGUGAUAUCUUUUGCAUUUAGGAUACAUCUGCAUAUAUAGGCAGAUGUGAUAUGUACUUUGGUGCACAUGCACGCACACACACACACACUUAUGCAGGAAUGCACACUUGUAUACACAUAAACUAAUGUGCAUACAUUUUUAGAAAUGAAAUGAAAAGUGUGGGUGAGGGGUGGGGGGGACAUUUUAUGACUAGCUCAGCACUUUACUGUACUUUUUUUGGUGCACGAGUAUCGGUGAGAUAUGGAUGUGAUGGCUAUAUAUUUUUUUACUUUUUUUUACUUUUUUUUUUUUUGCCUAAUUGACUAAAUAUUUCUUGUAUAAUAGAUUGUUUUAUGUAUAAGUUUUUCAUAUUUGCCAUUUUAAAAAUGAUUACGUUUUUUCAGGACACGAUGAAUGUUCAGUGGUGUAAGUGUUUUUUUUAGUUUGUUAAGUUUUCCCUAAACUUCUAGCAUGUGUAGCAUUUUAAUUGGAUCAUGACAGUUAUAUCCAUAUAUUCAUAGUUAUUUAAUCUGUUUGCCCAACAUCUUCAUUUUCUCUCUGCAUUUUCAUUUUUCCUGAACAGGUUGUACUUAGUUGUAUAUUUCUGACCUUCCAUUCAACCACUCAUUAUAUCAAAUUAACUUGUUCUGUAUAUUGUUUGCUUAAUUUCAUGAAAACAUUAAUAGUUAUUGAUUACCAGGUUAACAGGAUUUUCUAGAAUAUUUAGUGAUGUUUUUUUUUUACCCUAGACACAAUUAAGGUAGGGCCCUUAAUUCAUUCUCAGUCUGCCCUUAAUUCAUUCUCAGUCUGCCCUUAAUUCAUUCUCAGUCUGCCCUUAAUGCUUAUAUAAGUAGGGCUAGCUCUGCCAAUCGCUAAAUUCGUCAGAUGCGGAUUUUAAGAACAGUUGACAAAUUUUAUUUUAAUUUGACGAAAAACAUUUGUAUAAUAAUUGUCGAAAAAUAGCUAUAUGUUUUGCAUUUUUUUAGAUACUUUGGCAAAAUGUUCUGAUCACCCAGAGCAAGCCCUGAUAUCAUAGGCGUUGAAAGUGUUUGGCAUUAGAUGGCACUGACCUCUAAAUCUCUUUCAUAUUAUACAUCCCCUUUCUCACAAUUAAAAGGUGAAUUAUUAACUGCCUUCUCCAUAGAUGGUGGCAUCUUUCGUUGCCACCAUGUAUGUAAAAUAAAGAUGUGUCUGUUGCGUGUGAUAUUAUGAUGGUGCUACUCGUGUUUUAGAAAUGAGAUUUCACUGAACAUUUAUUAAUAUUCUACACUGAUAGGAACCCAGCAUAUGUAACCAAGAUUUUUGAAACUUUUCAACAAAUUCUGUUGAAACUUUGCAGGAUGUAUAGAGCUUUUUAAAGUAGUUUCAUCAGAUAGCUUGUCUUGUGCCUUGGGUAUAUUAAUGUUCCGAGGCGUUUAAUUAUUUUUCUUUCAUUAAUUUGGAGGUCGGCCUGACUGCUUCCAUUUGCUCCUGAUCAUGGGAUAGAAAAAUGUAGAUCUAUUUACUAAAAAAAAUGGAUCUGUUUACAAGUAACUGGCUUCAAGUUUCAUGGUUUUUAUUUAUGACUUUUUUUCUUCUUUUUUUGACAUUAAAAUCUUGCGUCUAUGAAAAAAAGUGUAUUGCUCAUUCCUGUAGCCUGCUGACCAAGGCUUGUAGAUUCGUUUUUAUUCCAAUGUUUAAUUGACUUUGACUCUAAUGCAUGUGCAGUCUUGUGUGUAGUCACAUGUUUGAAGUUGCAUUUUUUGUGGACUUGGUAUAUCUUAUGAGUAUUCACUAGUUAUUAAUACACCUUUUGAUGUUAAAUGUGUGCAAACAGUCAUACCCACAGUUGUAUAAAGAACAUUUAAUACUGUUGCUUCUCAUUUGCAUACAAAUACAUAUGGUUUCACCUCUGGAUAUGGUCAUUUUGCUGAUAAAGAUCACGGGCAGUGUAUUUUGGGCAGUCUUUGAAAACAACUGCAAAUUCAUAAUAUUACCCCGAAAAAUUAAUAUGACAAAACAGAAAUUAUAAGCAUGGAUUCACUGUUAUAAUUUUCAUUUAACUCAUUAACCAAGUACACUGUGAUUAAAACUAAGUUGAAUAUAAUAAUUGAGUAAAAAAUGUUGUCUAGUCUUUGAAGAUUCAAGAUUCUGUUUAAAAAUGAAGUCACUACCAUGUGACUUAAGUCUGCAUUCCAUGGAAACAGAGUUACUUUGUUACAGUUUCUGUUUACCAGCUUAGUGUGUGUAAAAAGCAGACAACAUAAAUAAUUUGUUAAGUAGUCACCCAUCAGUGGUUUGUUAUAGACUGCCUUCAUCCUGUGUAUAUAGAGUAGUGUGUGUUUAAACCAAGCAUCUUACAUACAGUGUGAUUAGUUUCGCAUAAACUGUUCUAAAUACACACAUCAUCCCCAUGUAUUAUUUCUUUCCCAAAAGCAUUUUAAAAGAAUGCAUGAUAUACUGAUAUGCCAAAGAAAUGCAACACAUUUUAUCAGGCAAAAUUCAAGAAAUGGUAUUUACUAAUUUGAAUGGAAGCAUGUUUUAUAUUUAUUUUUAACAUAGUGCUUUUCUGUUCCAGUUGAAAUUAAUUUAAAUUAAUAAAAAUUAUAUGGCAGUUUUUCAUAAUUCUGAGAAGCCAUUUAAGUAAAGUUAUUAUUAUAUUGCCUGAAAAUGUUGUUUCUUUUACAUAUUAGUAUGUUUCUCCAAUAUUAGCAUGAUUCUGAAUUCAGUUUCAUUGUUGUAUUAUAUAUGAGCAAUGCUCACUUAAUUUCAGCCUAUUGAUGAAGUAAAAAAAAUACUUUGCAUAUGGACACUUGAAUGAAACUAUGGUAAAAUAAGGAUAUUAUUACUUUUUCUCUACUAAUAAACUUCUUUGUAAUACAUUUCUCUUUGAAAUAAGACUAGUUUUUUUGUUUUAAUUAAUGGAUUUGUUUUUCAUCUUCUUAUCUUAAUUGAUUUUAUCAAAGUGCCAUUCUUUAAGCCACAUUUAUAUAUAGUAUAUUAUUAAGUUCAAAUUGUUUUAAGUUUUAUAUACACAUGAUCAUUUCAACUCAUUCAGAAUUUAUAGAUUGUAAAAUAUAAAAUACUUGUUAUUGUUAAAAAUUAAUUUGAAAAACAUAAUGUUGAGAAAAAAACAUUUCAAACAAAUAUUGCUCAUAAAAAAUAUAAAAGAAUAGAAUUAUCUUUGUUUUACUGUAUUCUCAAAGUAAUUUUAUUUCUCUUUAGAAUAUUUAGUACUUAAACCAAUAACAAUUAGACAUGUGUUCCUUCAUUUGAGUAUAAGAGCCACCAUUGUUACAAGGCUGUGUUAUUAUUUUGCUGUAAUAUUUCCAUCCAAGGUCUAGGACAGACCUGUCAACCUUUAGUCAAGAGAAAGCAGGAGGUGUGUGUUGAAAAAGCAGGAGAUUUGGUCAAAAAGCAGGAGAUUUUUUAAAUUCACACAAUUUAACCCAAAAUCGCAAGAUUUA
Messenger RNA from Gigantopelta aegis, 5594 nucleotides. Its product is annotated as SLAIN motif-containing protein 2-like. The transcript is spliced from 9 exons. Gene Ontology annotation, cellular component: microtubule plus-end. The record is from RefSeq and is a predicted model, not a curated record. Bases 49 to 1440 code for a protein of 463 amino acids. NCBI's taxonomy places the organism in Eukaryota, Metazoa, Mollusca, Gastropoda, Neomphalida, Peltospiridae. Gene Ontology annotation, biological process: positive regulation of microtubule polymerization; cytoplasmic microtubule organization; microtubule nucleation.